Molecule: messenger RNA, 371 nt
Organism: Vitrella brassicaformis
Lineage: Eukaryota; Vitrellaceae
Source: the annotation of a GenBank genome assembly
ACCUGGAAGAGAAGAGGACGAUGCCGUCAGCACUCCGAGUCAGCGUCAAGUUCUUGGAUGCAGCCCUCGACGACAUUCGUAAGCUUACUGCAGCACCUUGAUCAUGUGUGUCAACUCGGGGAUGAAUACGCUUUUGGUGCACUUUCUCCUCUUGUGCAGUCCACCCCACGGUGCAGACGGAGAGGGAGGCCGCUAAGCUCAGGGCGUUUCAUGCGUUCCUGAGCUUGACGCCACCCGAGCAGCCGCAGUUCCCCGUCGUGACGAAACCCAAGCUUGGCGCACAGACGGUCGAUGACGGCCACACAGCUGACGACGACCACGGCCAGACGGCCAAGGACGAGGUUGAGGGCGGGUCUAACUUAUCGGGAUGA